UGUCACUUGAGCAUAUGACAUACAUGGAUUUUGACAGCAGCCAUUGACAUUGACACCAUAUAAAUAGUGAGGUGGUACCAUAGGUGGUGGUUCAUGAUUAGUUAAAGGUGAUAAGGAGUUAUUGGAGUAAUUCAAAGUUAAUAAUUCAAAAUGGGGGAUAUAAAUUUAUCAGAGAUGAAGGCAACGUAUUAUCCACCAAAAAUUCAGCCAGGCUUCAUGGGGGCUCACGCGCCAAUAAAACAAGGAUAUGGCUCAAUAUAUGGUUCUGGAAAUAUCAGCUAUUUUCAAAACUUUCGUAAUGAGAAUAUAUCUAGAAUGCAGAUGCCCCCAGAUGAGUGGGGGAUAAUGUCAACUCCCUAUACACCCAGACCAGACAUUGCCGUUUUGGGCUCUACAAGAGCCAACAGGCAUUUGAAACUACCCAGCACAAAAAUUUCCAUGUGCGAUCCUCAAAGACAAAAGGAGGUUGAUGAGUUCUACAUAGCAUGUCAGUUUCACAGGGACCAAUAUAAGGAUCACUCCCAUAAACUACACCCCUUAGAUUACUUUAAAAAGGCUGAAUAUAUGUAUCAAUGUCCACCUGAUCCCACAAGUAUCUAUUUGAAGAACCCAGAACACUAUGUGAAGUACAAACAACCCUAUGUAUUUCCCCUUACCUUGGAACGUACCUUACGUACACCAAGUUUGCCACAUCGUGCCCUCACUGGAACAUACAAUGUCAGUAGCGAUAAUAGUUACAAAAGAUAAAUCAAUUUUCUUGAAUAUCCUGAUAUGUACCUAUAAGUUGCUAAAUGUAUCUCAAAUAAGUGAAAUAAAUUUCCCUAAUAAUU
Coccinella septempunctata (seven-spotted ladybird) is the source of this 830-nucleotide messenger RNA. Its product is annotated as protein FAM166C-like. The coding region runs from base 151 to 747 and encodes 198 amino acids. The record is from RefSeq and is a predicted model, not a curated record. NCBI's taxonomy places the organism in Eukaryota, Metazoa, Arthropoda, Insecta, Coleoptera, Coccinellidae. The transcript has 5 exons.